GGGGCGGGCAGGGUUGGUUGCGCGGGGCGGCGGCGGGUCGGGCGCUGCGAGGGGAGGCAGGAAAAUGGCGCUGACGCAGGGCACGAAGCGCAAAGUCUGCUACUACUACGAUGGGGAUGUUGGGAAUUAUUAUUAUGGCCAAGGGCAUCCCAUGAAACCCCACAGGAUCCGCAUGACCCACAACCUGCUGCUCAACUACGGGCUCUACAGGAAGAUGGAGAUCUAUCGUCCUCACAAGGCCAAUGCAGAGGAGAUGACCAAGUACCACAGCGAUGAUUACAUCAAAUUCCUGAGGUCCAUCCGCCCUGACAACAUGUCUGAGUACAGCAAGCAGAUGCAGAGAUUUAAUGUUGGGGAGGACUGCCCUGUGUUCGAUGGGCUCUUUGAGUUCUGUCAGCUCUCUGCUGGAGGCUCUGUUGCCAGUGCUGUGAAGCUGAACAAGCAGCAGACAGACAUCGCAGUGAACUGGGCAGGAGGCCUCCACCACGCCAAAAAAUCAGAAGCUUCUGGUUUCUGCUACGUCAACGACAUCGUCCUGGCCAUCCUGGAGCUCCUCAAGUACCACCAGCGCGUGCUGUACAUUGACAUCGACAUCCACCACGGGGAUGGCGUGGAGGAAGCUUUUUACACCACAGACCGCGUCAUGACCGUGUCCUUCCACAAAUACGGGGAAUAUUUCCCGGGAACCGGCGACCUGAGGGACAUCGGGGCGGGCAAAGGGAAGUACUACGCCGUCAAUUACCCGCUGCGCGACGGCAUCGACGACGAGUCCUACGAGGCCAUUUUCAAGCCUGUGAUCUCCAAAGUGAUGGAGACGUUCCAGCCCAGCGCCGUCGUCCUGCAGUGCGGCUCCGAUUCCCUGUCCGGGGACAGGCUGGGCUGCUUCAACCUCACCAUCAAAGGCCAUGCCAAGUGCGUGGAGUUUGUGAAGAGCUUUAACCUGCCCAUGCUGAUGCUGGGAGGAGGGGGGUACACGAUCCGCAACGUGGCGCGGUGCUGGACCUACGAGACCGCCGUGGCUCUGGACACGGAGAUUCCCAACGAACUCCCAUACAACGACUACUUUGAGUACUUCGGGCCAGACUUCAAGCUGCACAUCAGCCCCUCCAACAUGACCAACCAGAACACCAACGAAUACCUGGAGAAAAUCAAGCAGCGACUCUUCGAGAACCUGAGGAUGCUCCCUCACGCUCCCGGGGUGCAGAUGCAGCCGAUCCCUGAGGAUGCUGUGCAGGAGGACAGCGGGGAUGAGGAGGAGGAUGAUCCUGAAAAGCGCAUUUCCGUCCGGAAUUCCAACAAGAGAAUAUCCUGCGACGAGGAAUUCUCCGACUCCGAGGACGAGGGCGAGGGAGGGCGCAAAAACGUCGCCAACUUCAAGAAAGCCAAACGUGUGAAGGCAGAGGAGGAGAAGGAGGAAGAGGAGAAGAAAGAUGAGAAGGAAGAGGAAAAAGCAAAAGAGGAGAAAGCAGCAGCAGCAGCAGCAGCAGCAGCAGCAGCAGAGCAGCCCAAGGGGGUGAAGGAAGAGACAAAAUCCACCUGAGCUGGCCGCAGCUGCCCGGGCCUCGUCGUAGGUUUAGCUCCUGGGCUGCCUCCUCCCCGCAGGAUUUCUAUUUUAUAUAUGUUUUCUGUAUAUAUUUCUAUAUAAUUGUACAAAUGACUGGAGAACUGUAAAUUAUUCCUUGCUGCACUCCGCUGGGAGCAGGCAGGGGGGAGGAUUCUGCUGAGCAGCCCAGGUUUGCUGACCCGGGGGAGUUUCACCCUUUGCCUUCCACUGCCCCUCCUCGGUGUGGCUCUAAAAACACAAAAAUCACUUUUCCUCCCCUCGGCUCUCUCCUCUGAAAUUAACCUUGGAAAAGAAUAAUUUAACUAGAAGUAGUGUCUGCGUUUCAGGUUAAGGUGGAAAGAUGGCCAUCGAUUCUCGGUUUUCCUCGAUUUGGGUUUUAUUUUAUUUUUAUUUUUCGGUGUCGUUUUUUUCUUUUUUAAUGGGAGGAUUCCCAAAUGAAGCCUGGGAGAGAUCUUUGUGGUCUUCAGCUGGAUUCCACCACGACGAAAGGAAAACAAAAAACAAAAAAACAACCUGCGAGCUGGUGCCACUUCUCAGGGUCAAAACUGUGCAGUUCUUGAACAGAGUUGGCUCCUCCCUGCAGCAAACUUGGGGAAAGAGAUGAAGCAGCUGAAAAAAAAAACCAAAAAACCUGAAAAAUCCUUUUUUAAUUUAAUUUUUUUUUAAAAAAAAAGUGAAUCGACCCCAACUGUGGAAAAUGUUAAAAUUAAAAUCACCCUUUGGGGGUGGCUCAGCUUUCCAGGGAGCGUGGCAGCAUUUGGUGCCCCUGGAGGGAGGGGUGGGAUUGGAUUUUUUACCUGGUUUUUUUAUGCCCCUCUCUGGGUUGCCGAGGGAAUUCCUCCCCUUUGGCUUCACUUUUCUGCUGAAGCCCCAGAAAUCCCCUCAAAGCCAGCCCAGAGCUCUGCUGACAGCUUUUCUUGAUGUGUGUCCCUUAAAAAAAAAACAAACCACCACCCGGAUUUUCUCCUUAUUUUUAAGCCGAGUUUUCCAACUGGAUUUCCCUCCCAAGGCCAGUAAAUCCCGACCUUUUUCAUCCUGUUGCCUUCCUGAGGGAACAGCAGAUGGGGCUCUGAGCGUUUUUCCAGCUCCUCUCCCUCCUCCCACACAUCCUCACCCCCUGAUCCCUUUCGUGACCUUUAUUUUUUUUUUUUUUUUUGCCUCUCCUUUUGUACAGCUGAGCUUUUUCAGAGGGAAAAAAAAAAAAAAAAUUAAAAUAACUUUUCGGAGGGGGAAAAAAAAUUCGGAUUUUUUUUUUUUUUUUAAUUAUUUCCCCACUCGCUGCUCUCCUUUCUCAGGGGGAUCCCUCUGGAAUCCCAGAGGCUCUGCGCUCUGCUGCGGGUUUCAACUCCAAUAAUGCUGCUAAAACUUCACACAGGUUCUUUUUCAAAGGGUUUAUUUUUUUAACUCCUCCUUUUUUUUCCUCUUUUUUUUUCCCCCCCUCUCCUCACCGUGGAGUUUUUUUUUUCAGUCUCUUUUUGGGGGGGUCCGAGUGAGGUUUUCACUCCGAUUUUCAGUGUUUUUAUGUGAAGCAAGAGAUCAGUGUAACUUUGUGUCUCUGGGGAAGGGGUGGGAGGGAGGGGAGGGGAAAAGAAAAAUCUAUCGUGGUUUUUUAAAGAUGCGUUUAUUUUGAAUUUUCAGAACCUUUGUAAUAAAACCGCUCCAUUUCUACGGU
Molecule: messenger RNA, 3236 nt
Organism: Hirundo rustica (Barn swallow)
Lineage: Eukaryota; Metazoa; Chordata; Aves; Passeriformes; Hirundinidae
Gene: HDAC1
Product: histone deacetylase 1
Exons: 14
Coding region: 65-1540 (491 amino acids)
Molecular function (GO): histone deacetylase activity
Source: RefSeq, a predicted model, not a curated record